Messenger RNA from Vespa mandarinia (Asian giant hornet), 4021 nucleotides. It is a transcript of the gene dgo, whose product is annotated as ankyrin repeat domain containing protein 6 diego. Gene Ontology annotation, cellular component: nucleus. Gene Ontology annotation, molecular function: protein binding. NCBI's taxonomy places the organism in Eukaryota, Metazoa, Arthropoda, Insecta, Hymenoptera, Vespidae. The record is from RefSeq and is a predicted model, not a curated record.
GAAGGGAGAAGAAGAAGAAGAAGAAGAAGAAGAAGAAGAAGAAGAGGAAGAAGAAAAGAAAAAGGAAAAAAAAGAAAAAAUUAAAAAUAAAAAUAAAUAAAAACGUGAGAGAUAUUGUAGAAACGGACGUUGAAAAUCGAAAUAAAAGUUAAAUGAUUGGUUCAAGCCGUAGAGAAAAGUCACGUUGAAGAGAAACCGGUCCAGAACGUUAGAGACACAUCCGUGUGUCUCUGUGGAAGUUGCGUUCUCUCUCUCUCUCUCUCUCUCUCUUUCUUUCUUUCUCUUUCUAUGUAUCGCAAGAUCGCGUUGAGCCGUAUGUAUCUUGGAUCUAUCGAUCCACCAUGCGUUUAUUUUGCUCUAUAGAAAGAAAGGAUUUUAAUCGAGGGCUUUGUUGACGCGUCUUUUGCCGAUGAUCGCUACUCUCUUUCGCUCGCUCGAUCACGUAAGGAAUGUUCAUCGUCACUGAUUCGAUCUUUGGUUAAAAUGGUUAGAGAGAGGGAGGUGAAGUGUAAGUAAGGGGAGGCGAGGGGUUGAGAACUUGACACGGAUGGUGGAGAAUCUUUUUAUCUCAUGAGAUCUCUAAUUAAAUGAUAUAUAUAUUUAUAUACCUCUCUCUCUCUCUCUUUCUCUCUCUUUUUCUCUCUUUUUCUUUUAUUUCUCUCUUUUCCGUUUUCCUUUCUAUCUCAUCUCGUUCCUUUUACUUGUUACCUUUUAUCUUCUCGUUCGGGCCGACGUCGUAACCCCCAAUGGGACGUUCCGCGUGUCACGAGAUUGCCGAUUAAAAUGAUCGUAAAUUAAUCUCAUUUGGUUGCUCGUUUGGAUCAUCGUCAAUUUAAAAUUUAUAUUGUGAAAAAGAAGAAAAGAAAGGAAAAGAGAGAGAGAGAGAGAGAGAGAGAGGGAGAGAGAGUGAGAGAGAGAGAAAAAGUGAAAAAGUAGAAGAUGCCAGUAACGAGGUCCGAGAUAUUACUGAAUAUCUAUGGGGACGAAACCAAUGGAAUUUCUCGUGCAUACGAGAUGUAAGUCUUCGGUGCGUGGCUGGAAUGGCAGAAAAGUUACGCGAAGCUUGCGUCCGUGGCGAGGCCGAACGUGUCGCACGUCUUCUCGACGAAGGGAUCAAACCACAACCAGACGAGAAUGGACGAAGUCCUUUGCUAUUGGCUGCAGCACUUGGCCACACUGACGUCUGUAAUGCUCUUCUACUUCGUGAAGCCGAGGUUAAUGCAGCCGACUCGAGCGGCGUGACUCCUCUACAAAGGGCAGCUGCCGAAGGCCACUUAGAGGUGGUUGAGCUACUCCUCAAGCAUGGAGCAGACGUCGCACGGCAGGAUACGCUUCAUGGAAACUCGGCUUUGCACGAAGCCUCAUGGCGAGGAUACAGCCGGACUGUUGCUGCUUUGGCUAAGGCCCUCGGGACUCAACGCGCUCCUUUGCACGCGAGGAAUCUAGCUGGAUUUGCGCCGCUUCACCUCGCUUGUCAAAAUGGCCAUAACCAAAGCUGUCGAGAACUUCUUCUAGCUGGAUGCAAUCCCGAUCUUCAAAACAAUUAUGGAGACACGCCACUUCAUACAUCGGCGCGUUACGGUCACGCAGGUGUUACGCGUAUCUUAAUAUCGGCGCUCUGCAGGGUCUCUGAACAAAAUAAAAACGGUGACACGGCACUCCACAUUGCCGCAGCGAUGGGCCGUCGGAAAUUGACGAGGAUACUUCUUGAAGCCGGUUGUGAUAGGACGCUGCGAAACAAGCAGGGCGAGACAGCGAAGGAUAUAGCUCGUCGCAAAAACCUGACGGAGAUACUCGAGAUAAUCGGUAAGGCAAGGAGCAAGAGUAGAGCCCGUAGCAAAAGUCGGGACGAGGAAUCGAGUAACGACAAGGUCGAUGGCAGUGGUGGCAGUGCUGUCGCUGUUAAGUGCGAUAGAAACGAAAAGAAACGGGAAAAGACUGGUAGCGGUACCAGUGGUAGUAGGGAUGGUUGUACGAUCAAGAAGGAAAAAAAGAAACACAAAGGAGGUAGUGCCGGUAGCGGCGGAAAGACUCACAAAGUACAUUUUGAAAAGGCUGUGAUGGGAAGACAAUGGUCACCUUAUGGUUGCCAUUAUUAUCCAGAUCCAGAUUCUUUUCCACAGCCAAGAUUAGACUCGUUACCACCUGACCCAUUAGGAAGGGGUGAACAAUAUUAUCUAGACUUGGCUGGUAACAUAAGAAAGGGUCCGGUUGGUGUAGGGUAUACUUGUUAUUGUGCACCUUUCUUCAGGCAUAUGGAGGCAAAGUUAGAAAGAGAUAAGGCAGAAUUGAAGGCACAUAUAGAUCAGGCACAUGAAAGAUUGGAUUUGAAAGUGGCUAAUCUCGAGAGAAGAACCCGCGGACAGAUUUCCGAAUUAACUAGAUGCGUAGCAGCUGAAAGAGCACGUUGCGACGAAAGACAUCAACAUCUUCAACAGAAAUUAUCACGUGGUGGUAGAGGUAGGCACAGUGAGAGACCAGCUAGAACGUCGAAUGUCGACGAUCAAGUACCUCCUACUCGUGCCAGAUCUCUCGAGGAUUUACUUGAUGAUAGACCACAGGAUAGAAGCUUUGAAAUUCCUGGUGAAACUCCUGUUUAUCGAGGUAGUCUUGAUGAUUUAGAUAUUCCUGCUAUACCUAGGCUAAGCAAAUCGAUGAAGGAUCUUCCUUCGGGAUCGGGUAUGGCUAGGUCGACCUUGAGAGUACUUGACGUUCCAGCAAGAUUGAAUGAGACUUUCGACGGUGUCAUCAGGCAAGAUCGUAGCUCUCCUCUUGGUGCAGCAUCAUCGCCGUCUAUGGGCUCGAGACAACAGACUCGUCGGCAACGGACUUCUCUCUCGCAGGAACAGGGUACUAAUAUUAGCCAGGAAGAAAAUAACGCGACUCGUAAAAAUGGCGAAGAAAAUUCAGGAGAAUGGAGAUCGUCACCGAGUCGUCGUAGCGUUCAUGAAAUGAUUAAACGAUUUCAACAAGUACCUGGCAUGCAUAAUGGCUGGCGUGGACAACGUUCUGGUAGUAGCGAACCUACCAGCCCGGAACACAGUCAAUGUUCACAAAACAAAAGGAUUCAACCACAGGGUGGUGUAGGGAAUAAUUGGCAUGGUGAAGGUGAAGGUAAUAACAGUGAAAGUAGCGAGGGAGAGGAUGACAUGGAACAACCAGAAGCCCUAAAAGGAAAUGUUUCGAACAAAGGUGUUAUACAAGAAGAUGUUCAUUACGACAGCAUAGCCAGGAUGCCUUACAGAUCGCGUAGUGCUGUUUAUAGUCCUACUCCACUCUUACACGAUGCUCAUAAUGAUUCUGGAUAUAGUACUCGUAUGUAUGGAUCAAGUAAGGGAGCCUCACCUUCUCUCUCAGGACAAUUAGAAUGCGAUGUUAUUCUACCACCUUCCCAAGGAGGUGCCUUCCCAAGUGGAGAACAAUUGGCUGCCUUAUUGGAACAACCAAGAGGACAUGACUUAACUGUAUACGAAAGAGGCGCAGACAAUGUUGUCAUUAAUAUAGGAACUGCGAGUCUCGUUUAAUGUAAUUUUCUUCUGUUUUUUCUUUUUUUUUUUUUUUUUUUAUUGUUCUUUUUUUUGCGAGAUUUAUCACAAACGUGAACGUGGAACUUCCAAAGAUGACGCAAAAUCGAGCUCGCUCGUAAUUUUGUGAACUCGUCAUUAGCGAAAGGUAAUUCAUACAACUACGUUCUCUUCUAUAGACUUAUUCGCGUACCUUCUCAUUAUUUUUUAAACGUUGUCCAAUACGUGCUCAUUUUUGUAGAAUAAUAGCAAUUACAAGCGAUUUCUUUUACAUAUAUAUAUAUAUAUAUAUAUAUAUAUAUAUAUAUAUAUAUAUAUACCUGUGUUCAUAUUUUUAUAUAAAUAUUAUGUUAAAAAGAGAGAUCGAAAUGUUUGUAAUUUGAGUACAAAUAUAAGAGUUUUUGUUCAUCAUAUUAACGUAGUUACGAAUAAUCUUCGAUCGUCGUGUGUGCAGUAGAAAUUUAAUUGUUUGUUGCCAUGCAUCAAAAGAAAAAAAA